Oppiella nova is the source of this 756-nucleotide messenger RNA. The record is from the annotation of a GenBank genome assembly. Lineage: Eukaryota; Metazoa; Arthropoda; Arachnida; Sarcoptiformes; Oppiidae.
AUGAAUGUAAAAGUUAUCACAAGUGGAAAGGGAUGCAAACGAGGCCUCACUUUUUACAACUAUUGCCUCCAAGUGUGCCAACUGUGCGCAUACAUUACAUGCACACUUACGAUGGGCUUAUUUGGUGUUAUCAAUUCAAAAGACGUUCAAAGCCACGAUUUGCCAUAUUUUGCUGAUCGACUCAAUAACAUAACGGUUGCCGUCGGAAGGGACGCUACUUUCCAAUGUGUUGUCCAUAACUUAAAAAAGGAAUAUCAAGUGGUUUGGUUUCAUAAGGACAGACACACUCUAUUAGCGAUGCACGACACCGUCAUAUUCAGGUCGGGACGCCUUUCCGUCACCACUCACGCGGCCAACACUUUUAAUCUCUAUAUCCAUGAUAUUCGUGAGGAAGACAGUGGAGAAUACAUGUGCCAAAUAAAUACAAAUCCUAUGAUCAGUCAAAGUGGUUUCUUACAGGUCGUCGUUCCGCCGCGUUUUGUCCAGAAGUUUACGUCUUCUGAUGAAGAAGUGCGCGAAGACUCGUCAGUAAGUCUGAGAUGUAGUGCCAGUGGUUUCCCUAAGCCUGACAUUAAAUGGCGCAGAGAAGACGGUCAGCCCAUUAACAUCCAGUCAAAUGGCACCACAAAACUCAGCCAAAAAGAGAUUGCAGUGAAUGGCGAGUAUCUGAACAUAACAAAAGUGACUCGUCUUCAUAUGGGAGCUUAUAUUUGUAUUGCAAAUAACGGGCAAACGAUGCCAUUCGUUAACGUUUGA